UAAGUGUGAAGAUGUAUACCAUAUAUAUUGUGUAAAUUCUUAUACAUAUAUGUAAAUUUCUUAUAAAAUCGUAUAAAUUUUCACAAUAAUAUGUAAGUUAAUCCAUGAAAAUUUUAAAAAUCGUAACUUAUGUAUAUUUAUGAGAACUUAUAUGAAAUAACUUAUAUAUAUUUGUGAGAAUUUAUGUAAGUGCAUCUGAUAUACACGGGCAGAGAGAGAGAGAGAGAGAAAGAGAGUUGUUUAGUCUCAUCUGAGAAAACAUUUUGAGUUUGGGUUUGCAGGUAAAGCCAUGGCGGAUACUAUUGUUUUAAAGACCAUCCUGCAAAGCGAGGCUCUUCAAAAGUACAUCUUGGAUACCAAUGCAUACCCAAGAGAACAUGAGCAGCUCAAGUGGCUAAGAGAUGCAACAUUCAAGAAAUAUGGCAACAGAGCGGAGCUAAGUGUGCCCCCUGAUGAAGGAUUGUUCUUGUCUAUGCUUUUGAAAUUAAUGAAUGCGAAGAAGACAUUGGAGAUUGGUGUUUUCACUGGCUAUUCUCUUCUUACCACUGCCCUUGCUUUACCUCAUGAUGGCCAGAUAGUAGCAAUAGCUCCAAAUCGGGAAGCAUUUGAAGUUGGACUGCCAUUCAUUCAGAAGGCUGGUGUGGAGCACAAGAUCAAUUUCAUAGAAUCAGAUGCCAUUUCUGUUCUCAAUGAAAUGUUGAGCGAUGAGGGUAAGUUGAAAAUGGAGUUUGAUUUUGUGUUUGUGGAUGCCGAUAAGCCCAACAACAUUAACUAUCACGAGCAAGCGAUAAAACUGGUGAAAGUAGGAGGUGUUAUUGCAUAUGAUAACACUCUGUAUCGUGGUUCAGUUGUAAACAAUGAAGAAGAAGUGCCCGAGCGUUUCCGUGCAAACCAAAAGCCCAUAAUUGAACUCAACAAGCACUUAGCCUCUGACCCCCGAAUCGAAAUCGCUCAGAUUUCCAUUGGUGAUGGUGUCACACUGUGCAGGCGCAUACUCUAGAUCAGACCGUAUCGUAUCAUAUCAUAUGAGCUUGACUAAAUUUGUAAUAAUAAUCAUGUUACCGUGGAUUUCAAGUCGUUUAUUUUCAAGGAUGAUCCGUUUAUAAUGUUGUUAUCUUAUUCGUAUC
Molecule: messenger RNA, 1127 nt
Organism: Camellia sinensis
Lineage: Eukaryota; Viridiplantae; Streptophyta; Magnoliopsida; Ericales; Theaceae
Source: RefSeq, a predicted model, not a curated record